Messenger RNA from Pseudophryne corroboree (corroboree frog), 4827 nucleotides. It is a transcript of the gene PER3, whose product is annotated as period circadian regulator 3. Gene Ontology annotation, cellular component: nucleus; cytoplasm. Lineage: Eukaryota; Metazoa; Chordata; Amphibia; Anura; Myobatrachidae. Gene Ontology annotation, biological process: negative regulation of transcription by RNA polymerase II; circadian regulation of gene expression; entrainment of circadian clock by photoperiod. The transcript is spliced from 22 exons. The record is from RefSeq and is a predicted model, not a curated record. Gene Ontology annotation, molecular function: transcription cis-regulatory region binding; transcription corepressor binding. The coding region runs from base 558 to 4367 and encodes 1269 amino acids.
CCCGGAAGUAGCGCCAAUGGUCGCCUCGCACAAUCUGUCCCGGCCACGCCUCCGCCAAUCCGCGAUUGGUUUGCUGUAGAGUCCGGCCUGUAGGAGGACCGUGGGUGGGGCGCUGUCACGUUGCACAGUGAAUGUGCGGUGUGUGUUCCCGGGCGACAGCGGGGAGAUUCCGAGUCAGAUAGGGAGCGAGCAGUAACCGAGAGCGGAGAGUUCUUACCGGAGAAUACAUUGCCACAGGAGGCCUCAGCGGCAGCUAGACAUCCCAGAGGAGCCGGCGCCUGUGUGAGUGCUGCACCAGCUCUGCUUAUCGCCUUACUGUGGUAAUAAUAUUCCUUCCGUGACCACCUCCAUCUGAGAUUAUGGAGAACAACAAAUUCCACAGACAUGGAGAUCUCCAUUGAAUCGGUUUGCUCUCUCAGCCUUUUAUGAAAGAUUAGAGGUGCACUUACAGACCCCAGCAGUGUUCCCCUUGCAGGACGACCUAACGAUCAGGCUCUUCAUUGGUGUUUGAGACCAUGGUAAACUGGGCAGAUAGUUUAUAAUCGGUGACCGCUAUCAUGAGCGCAGAGCCUCAGAGUGAGGGCUUGAUGCAAAAUGAGAACUGGACUGCAGCCGGGCGAGUGGAGGAGGAGGAAACCCCUCCUGAAAAAACUUUUAACUGUGAAGCUUCUGAGGAGCAGAGCUCUGAGCACCAUGAGGACAUGGAAAUGAACUCUAAUGGAUCUAAUGGCAAUGACUCUAGUGGCAAUGACUGUAAUGGCCAUGAGUCCAGUGGGACAGACUCCCAUGGUAAUGAACCUAGGAGGCCAAGCUGUACUUUCCGGAGACCGAGCAAGUCUACGGGCAGCAGCAAUAACGGCGAACAAAUGGAGAGGACUCGGUCGCACAAAGAACUGAUGACCAUGGUGCAGGAAAUGAAACGGCGGCUCCCACUAGAAAAAAUAAACCGCAGCAAACCCAGCACGGUGGAUGCGUUGAACUACGCCUUAAAGUGCGUUCGUCAAGUCCAAGCAAACAGUGCAUUUUUCCAGGUCCGUGGUGACAGUGGUACAUCUCGAGUGGAUUCCAACCUACAUACCAUUGAAGAUCUGGAGACCAUAACGUCAGAACAUCCGCCAAAGAACACGGACACAUUUGUGAUUGUGUUCUCGCUGACCUCUGGGAAGAUGGUGUACAUCUCUGAGCAGGCAGCAUACAUACUGAACUGCAAGAAGAAACUGCUGGACUCCUCGCGCUUUGUGGAACUGCUGGCCCCUCAGGAUGUCAGUGUCUUCUACAAGCACACAACCCAGUCCCAUCUCCUGCCUUGGAAUAUCGGAGCAGAGACAGCGUCACUUUAUGAAUAUACUCAAGUCAAAUCCUUUUUCUGUAGAAUAAGAGGUGGGAAAGACCGGGAUCAUGAGGUCCGAUACAGCCCCUAUCGAAUGACGCCGUAUUCUGUCAGAGUUCGAACAUCUAAUGUUGAGCCAGAAGCCUGUUGCCUUGCUCUGGUAGAAAAGAUCCACUCAGGAUACGAGGCUCCCAGAAUUCCCCUGGAUAAACGGAUAUUCACCACCACACACACGCCUGGCAGCGUUUUUCUUGAAGUGGAUGAUCGUGCUGUACCAUUAUUGGGCUACUUGCCACAGGACUUGGUUGGAACAUCUGUUUUAAUGUACUUGCACCCUGAAGAUCGUCCUUUAAUGCUCGCCAUGCACAGGAAAAUUCUAAAAUAUGCCGGACAGCCACCAUUUGAGCAUUCCCCCAUCAGGUUCCGCACACAAAAUGGCGACUACAUCACAUUGGAUACCAGUUGGUCCAGCUUUGUUAACCCCUGGAGUAGAAAAGUGGCAUUUAUCAUUGGUCGACACAAAGUCAGAACGGGCCCACUCAAUGAAGACGUCUUCGCUGCCCGAAGCACAGAAAUUAGCAAUGUUGACAAGGAAAUUAAAGAGCUACAAGGACAGAUUUACAAAGUGCUAUUACAGCCUGUUCAUAACAAUGGUUCCAGCGGAUAUGGGAGUCUGGGAAGCAACGGCUCGUACGAGCAUUACAUAAGCAUUGCGUCAUCUAGUGACUCCAAUGGGAACUGCGUGGAUGAGACCCACAAAGAACCGAUGACUUUAAAACAAGUAUGCACAGACAUUAACCGCAUCAAGAAUCUAGGGCAGCAGGUCUACAUCGAUACCAGGAGUAAACCUCUACCCAAGAAACGGGAGGUGCUGGACAAAGAGAUUCCGAAAGCAAAACCAAACCCAAAUACAUUCCUGCGACUUCGGCAGGAAAACGUAGUUAUGGAUGGACAGGCAGCCUCAUCCUGUGAUGCGUCUAGGAAGGGACAACACAUACCCUCCUACCAGCAAAUCAACUGCGUGGACAGUAUUAUUAGGUACCUUGAGAGCUACAACAUCCCAGCUUUAAAGAGGAAGUGCGAGUCCUCCACCAACACCACCUCCUCUUCAGAAGACGAUAAGCAGGGUCUGGAAGAUGUUCCUGGGUUAACCGCGCCAAUCUCCACGAGCCAGUUAUCCGCCGAAUCGAUGGUCACCACCGAUGCUCAGACAACAACCGCUGUGGUGGGAGCUCCACUGACCGAUCUGACCCUGUCCAUCAAGGCCAUGAGUGUGGUUUCAGUCACCAGCCAGUGUAGCUACAGCAGUACAAUUGUACAUGUUCCACAGCCUGAGUCAGAGAUCACAGCGAUAGAAGAUGCUACAGGUGGUAGUGAACAGAUUGAGAUGAGGUCCUCUCAGGCAGCCAGUUCCAUUGUAGCUCCAGAGGAAUUAAGACUAGUCGGAUUAACAAAGGAGGUUCUAUCUGCUCAUACCCAAAAAGAGGAGCAGAAUUAUGUGUAUCGGUUCCGGCAGAGGAUCUUGCAGUCUCCUUACAGUAGCUACCUCCAGCAAGACAGUCGCAGUAAGGCCUGCUCCCACGAACAAGAUAUACAAGGUGAACAUUCUUCUCAGCAAACUACACCUGCUGCUUGGAAAAAGGGUAAAAAGCAUGGAAAACACAAGAGGCAGAAACCCAUGGAGUCAUCGGACAGUAAUGGUUCUCACCCAAAUUUACCACCACGACCAAGAAGACAGGGGCCUAUUCCACAGUCUUGGCCACCAUCCGAAGUAUCUCAUCCAAGCCCCUCACACAUGGCCUUUGCUCCCCCUAUGAUGAUCCCUAUUCAACCUGCCUAUACCAUGCCUGGGUUUCCACUUCCACACAUGACUCCCACCGUGGCAGGAGACUGCAACACCUCUUCCAUAGCUCCGGAGUCUGUACCUCAAUCAAACCUUUCCUACAACAUGCAGCCAUUCCCAGCUUUUCCAUCUCCGUACAUGGGUCCUCUCAUGGCUGUUCUCCUACCCAACUAUAACAUGUAUCCACCAAUGACCCAACAGAUACCUCAGCCUUUUUUCCCUUCUCAAUACCCCUGUCCACCUUCUUACCCGUACACUGGAAUGCCCAGCGCUCCCCAAAAUGUGCCCUCACAAAUUCCUACAGACUUUGUGGACCCAGCGUCUCGAGCAUCUUCCCCCAUGUCGGCAGAGGGACAUCACGAUGUACAAAGCGAAGAUCCACAUCUUUUCAGCAACUCGAGAAGCAGCUCUCCAUUACAGCUAGUUCUUCUUCAAGAGGAGUUACCAAAAUCAGUAGAUCCUCUGGAAGGAACCAAGAUAGAAAGCCAAGUAGACAUCAAAUGUGUGGACCAAGCUGAGGACAGUGGGAACAACGAUAGUCACUCUGCCUCUAGUGAACUUUUUGACCUCUUGCUGCAAGAGGAUUCCCAGUCUGGUACUGGGUCAGCAGCCUCGGCAAGUGGAUCAGCAAAUUCCAGCUCCUUAAGGUCUGGCUCUAACGGUUCUACCUCAAACGGGACUUCAGGAAGUGGCAUAGGGAGUAGUAACAGCAGCAACUAUUUUGCUAGCAAAUCCUCUGAUACCUCCAAGAAGGGGCACAAACGUCAGGAGGUUGUGGAAUCAGACUCUUUUCCCAAAGCUGCUGGAGACUCUAUAUGGACAAUGAUAGAGCGAACGCCUACUCCUAUUAUGAUGACCUAUCAGGUCCCUGAGAGGGAUAAAGAGGCAUUAUUGAAAGAAGAUCUGGAAAAACUGACUGCCAUGCGGAACAAGCAGCCCUGGUUUACUGAAGAGCAGAAGGAGGAGCUGGCGGAAGUGCAUUCUUGGAUUAGAAAUCGUACAAUCCCGCAAGAGAUAGACACUCAAGGCUGUAUCAGCUGUGUGAAUGGCGCCAUGGUGAGCUACCAACCCAAAAAGGAUAAAGCGAACGAUGCAGAAGGAGACUCCACCAAAGUUUCUUUUCAGCCGCCUCCAUCACCACAGCAAACGCCGUGCCUGAGCAGUCUCUGCGAUCUGGGAGAUACAACAAACUGAGACUUAAACUUCUUUGUAAAUAAUUUUUUUUUUCUAUAAUGUUUUUAUUUAAGUCCGUUUAUCACCUCACCAAGGAACAUGAAGCUUUGCGUUCUUCCUGGAGUCUUUACAAAUCUGUGAAAGAAGCAAGUAACUAUGUUUUCUUUGUUGUACGGCCGGCGUUGUGACAAGACACUCUACUGCCCACUUUGCAGCUAUAAUCUUAUGGACACAGCUGUUACAUUUCAUGAUGGAGGUGCACAGUCUUGUUUUGGAAAAUACACCAUAUGUUGUCUGAACUUGAAGACCCUCCAGACGUUUUCCAGAUCUCGGUCACUUAUUUGUGCACUUUAUGGUUUAAAUUUCUCCCAUCUGUAAAUACCACCGACGUUUAAAAGAAGUUCUAGAAAAAUGUGGUUUAAAAACAUUUUGUUUUGAUUUGUAAAUUACUAUGUUGAUUAAAAUGACCUUUAGAAAUAAA